GGAGGGAGGAAGGGAGGGCGGGGCUGGUCACCAUGGUAACAGAGGCCUAGUCGCCUCUGUCGAGGCCUGCACAUUCGUAUCAUAGGGCCUCCGCAUCCAUUCACAAUGCCAGUCCCACAGAGAAGGACUGGUUGCCAAGGCAACGGCGGCCUAGAUUCCUCCACCGGAGCCGGCGCUUUCCGAUGGGGUCGAAGCUUAAUUUCAUUUAGCCGACCCCGCGUGAGGGGAGAGAGACCAGGCUGGGAAGGGGGGGGGGAUCGGUCACCAUGACAACAUAGGGCCUAGGUCCCUCCGCGGCCUGCGCCAUACUUAGAACAGUGGAGCUUCUCUAAGACCCAGCAGUGAACAGGGAAUGAACUGGCGAUUACAUUUCAGAGUCUCAGUAGCAAAGCAUGUACUUCGUGCUGCAAGUUUUGAGAGGUUAAUGGGUUGGAGGUAUUUCUGGAUAUGUGCUCAGCAGUCCCAUUACAAGAACUCCUUUAGUUCUAUAGCACACAAAAAUAUGACCCUCAUUUCAUUAAGACCAAACUUUUCUCCUCCAAAUGGACAUGUCUUACUGCAGAGGAUUCCAGGAGAUAACAUUAGCAAAAUGUCAAGCAUGUUUGAAGACAGGAUCCAAGGAGUCCGGCACUUUUCCCUAUCCACUUCUCCAAUGCUGUUUUUUGGAGCUGGCAAAGGGGGAGACAACAGUGGAAAAGAGAAGCUCACCCUGAAAGAUGUGACAGAAUUAAUUUGGAAGAAAGAAUGCCACAGAAUAGUGGUAAUGGUCGGAGCAGGGCUCAGCACUCCCAGUGGCAUCCCGGAUUUCAGGUCCCCUGGGAGUGGGCUAUAUAGUAAUCUCCAGCAGUAUAAUAUUCCAUAUCCAGAAGCCAUCUUUGAACUUAACUACUUUUUUCACAAUCCUAAGCCUUUCUUCUUGUUAAGUAAGGAAUUGUAUCCAGGCAAUUACAGGCCUAAUUAUGCCCACUACUUCCUCCGUCUUUUGUAUGACAAAGGGAUUCUGCUGCGCUUAUACACCCAAAACAUUGAUGGACUGGAAAGAGUUGCAGGAAUUCCUCCAGAUAAACUAGUUGAGGCUCAUGGCACAUAUGCUACAGCAACAUGUACAGUCUGUCGAAGAUCAUAUCCUGGUGAGGAUUUCAGGGGGGAUGUGAUGGCAGAGAAGAUCCCCAAAUGCCCCGUCUGCACUGGAAUAAUCAAGCCAGACAUAGUGUUCUUUGGGGAAGAGCUCCCUCAUCGGUUCUUCUUGCAUGUGACCGAUUUCCCUAUGGCAGACCUGCUAUUUAUUAUUGGAACCUCUCUUGAGGUGGAACCCUUUGCUAGUCUGGCAGGCACAGUCCAUGCUUCAGUUCCCCGUGUGCUCAUCAAUCGGGACUUGGUGGGGCCAUUUGCAUAUCAGCCACAACAUAAUGACGUGGCUGAACUGGGGGAUGUCAUUAGUGGAGUGGAAAGAGUGGUGGAACUCUUAGGCUGGAAGGCAGAGUUGCAAGAACUGAUGAAAAAAGAAAAAGAAAAGCUGGAUGUAAAAGACAAAUAGAAAUUCUGACUUCUGCUGCUGCUGAAAGUGUUGUAUACCUCCUAAAGGAAUGAGUUUCACCACAGCUGAAGGUUACAGUGAUGAGCAGGUGUCUGGAGGAAAUGUUCCUGCCACUUUUAAUAGAAACUAAUUGAUCAGAAGAAAUAAGAAUUAUUUGGAGAACUAGCUGAACUAGUUCAAGGCAUCAACUAAGAACCUUUUCUAAAGACACUUGGAAAAUGAUGAUUGAGAUUACAGAACUGACUUCUACAAAAGGAGACUUAGAUGAGGAGAGAAGGUUCAACAUAGAAGCUACCUCACAGUAAAGUUCACCUCAUAGAUUUUUGUCUUUCGUUUAGACAUUUUCUGUUUGGAUUCUUGGAGUGCUUGAUACAGCAUGACAGAUAGUUUCAAUUGUUGCCUUAACUGGAUUUGCCUUUUAUCACUUGGUCUGGCUAAAUGUCUAACAUCCUGUGUGCUUGUGGUAGCAUGCAGGUGAAGUCAAAUGGCACUCCAGUUUUCAUUAGAAGUGAUGGAAGUCUACUGAAUCUCAUCUGCUGCUGUAGUUCCUAUGAAGAUCAGUCUGGAAACAAUGUGGAAAUAAUGUGAUCUAUAUUAAUUUGCAGUGCAUACUUUGUUACAUGCAGAUACAUUGAUAAUUGUACAUUGACAUUUUUAAUGAGAAAUAGCACACAAAGAAUGUUAUAACUGCUGUCUAAAUUGGAAUAAACUUUCAUGAAGUUGCUUUGUGAAUUAGGAAAAAUAUUCAUCCAAACAGCAGUAAUUAUUACUCCGAAUAAAAGCACCUUUCAAU
This is a messenger RNA of Anolis sagrei ordinatus, 2330 nucleotides long. RefSeq names its product sirtuin 3 (gene SIRT3). Gene Ontology annotation, molecular function: histone deacetylase activity, NAD-dependent; NAD+ binding. The record is from RefSeq and is a predicted model, not a curated record. Lineage: Eukaryota; Metazoa; Chordata; Lepidosauria; Squamata; Anolidae. Gene Ontology annotation, cellular component: nucleus.